AUGGAUAGUCUAUGGGGUACCCAAACCCGUCCACGGACGGGUUUGGACGGCUUUGGACAUGGGCGGCCCGACGGGGAUCUCAAGGCCGCAUUGCAAAAGGUACUCGACGACAGCUUCACCGACGACGAGAGAUCGCAGAUCAAGGCCGAGAUCACAAUUGUGCCUUCAUGUUAUGAAAGUGACACGCAGAGGGUGGCGCUGGUGCAGUUUCGCGGUGGGGUGCCUCAGUUCCUCGGUGAGCUAAGAAUCGACCCUCUUGGCGCCUGGCAGGUUGAAAUGGGAGACGAUGACAUCAACUUUGACUCUCACUUCUUUGGAUUCACGCAGCUCUACGCGCCGGAUGAGAAUGAGCCAGUGGUUGCCGACAUCAUGGCCAUCGCCGGACUAGAUAGACAUACGUACGGAUCGUGGCUGUCGAGCCACGGAAUCGACACGAUCCUCGACUAUGGGCGAGAGCUAAUGGAGGAGAUCAAGAAGAUCCGAAACAUCAAGGAGGAAGACCACCCUGCGAUCACGUCGCUAUAUCGAGCCACGUACGGCAUGAUCCUCUUUACUAUCCCGCAUAAAGGAUUGGUGAUAGAUGAUAUCCAGCAGAUGCUAGCCGGUGAUAAGAGCCACCCGCGAGGGCAACUACUACAUCAAAUCUCUAGCAAAUCGGACCUGCUAGUCCACCAGCUGGCAGAUUUCAAAAAUCUAAUCCGAGAUCGAAAAGUGGUCAGCUUCUACGAGACGGAGCAGACAAGACGGUUAGACUUAGAAAGCGGACGAUGGAAACGCACUAGAGACUUUAUAACGAUAGCGGGGGCAGACUCGGCUCUUCUCCAGCUCCCCGACCAUAUAGAGGACAAGGUGCCGCUACAUGCUAAUCACUCGAUAAUCGUCAAAUUCGACACGCGCAACGCGGCCGGGUAUCGCACGGUGCUCGAUAAAUUGCGGGUGUUUUCGCGAUCUAACGGAACUGUUUCAGCGCAGACGCGUCCAAAGCCUCAGCCGUGCUCCACGGUGCCUUUUAAGAAGGAUCCGAUGUUUGUGGGCCGUGAAGCUAUCAUCAGUGCGAUCAAGGAUAGACAUAAGGAGAUCGGCCAGACUCAUGAGCGAGUGGCAUUAGUGGGGUUGGCCGGCGUCGGCAAAACCCAGAUAGCUAUUGAGUAUUCUUAUCGCGUUCGAGAAUCAACUCCGGACACGUGGGCCGCGCAUGGAUCAAUCCUGGUCAUAUCUCGAAAUGGCCUUGCGGCACGGAAUCUGGUGGGGGACCAUGCCCAUGUGAUCACAGUACAGCCAAUGAAUGAAGAAGAUUCAAUCGUCCUUCUACGUGCUAGAAUUCCGGGCGCCCAAUCUGGAGAGUCUAGAGAGGACGAGAAGGCCCUGGUCCAGGCGCUUGAGUUUGUUCCGCUAGCAAUCACGCAGGCAGGAUCCUAUAUUGCUAAUCGACCAUCUCGUGUGACUAUCUCCAGGUACCUUCAGUUGUUCCGUGAGAGCGAGUCUAACCAGGCCCAUCUUCUGCAGCAUAAGGACGCUAAAGACCUACGGCGGGACCCUAGUAUUCGGCAUGCGGUUGUUACGACAUGGCAGCUGUCAUUUGAUCAAAUACGUCAUGACCGGCCUGUAGCGACGAAUUUACUAGCGUUGAUGAGUAUGUUUGAUCGAGAGGGUAUCCUAGAAGGCCUCAUCCGUGGCGAUAGUGAUGAAGUCCAGUUUGAAGAUGCAGUUGCGCCAUUGAUCAGUUAUUCUCUUGUUAGAGUUAAACUUGAAACAGCGUCAUUUGAUAUGCAUCGACUGGUACAGUUAUCGGUCCGGACAUGGCUUGAGAUCCACCUCGAGCUGGCACGGUGCGUUAGUAAUCUUGGCUCGGUGCUGUUCAGUGUCAAUAAUCUCGGCCUAGUACUUAAUAACCUAGGAAAGCACCAAGAGGCGGAAACGAUGCAUCGACGUGUAUUGGAGGUACGAGAGAAGACUCUUGGCUGCGAGCAUACCGACACUCUUAGCAGUGUCAGUAACCUAGGGAAUGUGCUCUAUAGGCAAGAAAAAUUUGAAGAGGCAGAAGCGAUGUAUCGACGGGCGUUAAGAGGGAGUGAGAAAGUGCUUGGACGCGAGCAUCCUGAUAUGCUCACCUGCGUUAAUAAUCUUGGCCUAGUCCUAGAUAACAGAGGCAAGCACCAGGAGGCGGAAGCGAUGCAUCGACGGGCGUUGGAGACACGAGAGAAGGUUCUUAGGCGCGAGCAUCCUGACACACUCACCGGUGUCAAUAACCUUGGCAAUGUGCUCUCCAGCUAA
Molecule: messenger RNA, 2274 nt
Organism: Penicillium cataractarum
Lineage: Eukaryota; Fungi; Ascomycota; Eurotiomycetes; Eurotiales; Aspergillaceae
Exons: 11
Coding region: 1-2274 (757 amino acids)
Molecular function (GO): protein binding
Source: RefSeq, a predicted model, not a curated record